AUGGAGAACCACCAUGCUUCAGAGAUGAACGGAGUAGUUGCUGAGUAUCUGAACAUGUGCAUCGAGUCCAAACAUAAUGGUUUAUGCAAAAAUGAGAAGGACUCCAAGGACUCUGCAGAUUCAGACAGGCUGUCUAACAUUGAGAAAGCUUAUAGCACCGUACUGAGUGAGCUUGGAGAGGACGUCGACCGGGAGGGACUUCUACGUACACCACUACGUGCUGCCAAAGCCAUGCAGUUCCUCACCAAAGGCUACAAAGAAACAACCCAAGAUAUCUUGAACGAUGCAAUCUUUGAUGAAAACCAUGAAGAGAUGGUGAUUGUCAAGGACAUUGAUUUGUUCUCUCUCUGUGAACAUCACCUGGUGCCCUUCUUUGGCAAGGUUUCACAGGAAAUGUACAGUUCCACCGUUUAA
Molecule: messenger RNA, 414 nt
Organism: Morone saxatilis (striped sea-bass)
Lineage: Eukaryota; Metazoa; Chordata; Actinopteri; Moronidae
Product: GTP cyclohydrolase 1-like
Exons: 3
Coding region: 1-414 (137 amino acids)
Biological process (GO): tetrahydrofolate biosynthetic process; tetrahydrobiopterin biosynthetic process
Cellular component (GO): cytoplasm
Molecular function (GO): GTP binding; zinc ion binding; GTP cyclohydrolase I activity
Source: RefSeq, a predicted model, not a curated record